AUGGUACCUGAAGUUGUAUUCGUUUUGGGUGCGCCUGGCGCCGGCAAAGGAACGCAGUGCUCAUUGAUUUCUAAAGAAUAUGAUUUUGUACAUCUUUCUGCUGGAGAUUUAUUACGUGAGGAACGACAAAGACCCGGGUCCGAGUAUGGAGAGAUGAUUGAAGAAAAAAUUCGCAACGGCCAGAUCGUACCCGUAGAGGUUACGUGCUCACUGCUUCACAAGGCCAUGCAGAACUCCGGUAAGCAGCGUUUCCUUGUUGACGGAUUCCCACGUAACAAGGACAACUUGGAAGGAUGGGAACGUGUCAUGUCCGACAAAACCAAGUUACUGUUUGUAUUAUUUUUUGAAUGUUCCCCGGAAAUUUGUACGGAGCGGUGUUUGGGUCGCGGUGCGGCCGGCAGCGGCCGAUCAGACGACAACCUAGACAGCCUCAAGAAGAGAUUCAACACUUAUAUCAAUGAUACCUUACCAAUCAUUAAUCACUACGACGAGCUGGGGCUUGUGCGCAGGAUCAACGCGGAAGUCUCUCCAAAUGAUGUAUUUCAAGAUGUGAAGGUUGCAUUUCAGGAAGUGGGAAUGCAACAAAUAGCUAAUUAA
This is a messenger RNA of Spodoptera littoralis (African cotton leafworm), 597 nucleotides long. Lineage: Eukaryota; Metazoa; Arthropoda; Insecta; Lepidoptera; Noctuidae. The record is from the annotation of a GenBank genome assembly.